Messenger RNA from Amorphotheca resinae ATCC 22711, 945 nucleotides. RefSeq lists its product as hypothetical. Gene Ontology annotation, biological process: uroporphyrinogen III biosynthetic process. Lineage: Eukaryota; Fungi; Ascomycota; Leotiomycetes; Helotiales; Amorphothecaceae. Gene Ontology annotation, molecular function: uroporphyrinogen-III synthase activity. The record is from RefSeq and is a predicted model, not a curated record. The transcript is spliced from 2 exons. The coding region runs from base 1 to 945 and encodes 314 amino acids.
AUGAGCAACACAGACAGCGGACCGGAAGGGAAAGUCCCAAUAUUACUAUUGAAGACCAAAUCAGUCCCCAAUGAUACUUACGCAGAGCGCUUCUCCACGCUGAAAGAUGGAAUCCGCUUCGAGCCGAGUUUCAUUCCCGUCCUGGAGCACACGCUCCAAGAGAAGGGGUUGAAGGUUAUACGGAAGUUGCUACGAGGAGACAAGAUUGGAAAACAUGAACUCGCAACGCAUGGUGGCAUGGUUUUCACAUCCCAACGAUCCGUGGAGGCAUUUGCGAAAGUGAUGUCCGACAUGGCCGAGAUUGGAGACGGUGACGGUACUUGGCCACUUCUAGAAGAAAUUCCUAUAUAUGUCGUGGGGCCUGCUACUCUUAACGCUGUACGGUCGAUUCCGCAACUGCCAUCUCUCCAGGUCUUUGGCGCUGAGACGGGCAAUGGGGAAGCAUUGGCAGAGUACAUCAUGGAGCAUUAUUCGGAGUGGUAUGGACACUUAAAUGAGAGGCCUCCGUUACUAUUCCCAGUUGGCGAGCAGAGGCGUGAUACCAUCCCCAGGCGUCUGAUGGAUCCAGGAUUACCCUACGGCACACAGAUACCGGUUGACGAGGUCGUGGUCUACAAGACCGGAGUUAUGAAAUCAUUCGAGGAAGAAUUCAAACUAAAGCUGCAGAAGACCGAGAACAGAACCUCCAGAUGGGUCGUCGUGUUCUCGCCGACGGGCUGUGAAGCCAUGCUACGUUCGUUGAACAUGCUAGACCCAGACACAGGCAAAGCCAAGCCAGCGGACCAACUCAAGGGCGAAAGAAAUACGUAUAUUGCCGCCAUUGGACCUACCACCAGGGACCAUCUGAGAAAGGACUUUGGCUUUGAGCCAGAUGUCUGUGCUGAGAGGCCGAGCCCUGAAGGAGUGGAAUCUGCUAUUAUGAAAUAUAUAAGACAACAUCGCUAG